AUGUCGCCCAGGGAGAUUGAGGACAUGCUGCAGCGAGAGGGCAGUCAAGUCUCUCCUGACAAGUAUGAUGAGUCUACAGAAACCGCGGGCGCCACCCAGAGGCGAACUGAGUUGCUGGUGCCUGUGCUGGCAGCCUGUCGAGAAGUAUGGGCCUCUGGCUCUGAGGAGAUAGAGCUCAUGGUCGAGAAGCUAGGCGACGGCAGCAGAGAUGUUGCCUGGCGGGUCCCUUUUGGCGACUCAAAUAUCUUGGAGUUCUUCCUCCGCGUCCUCGCUCGUGAUGGCCUAAAACAGGGCCUGCAGAUCCAUAUACUGCGACUGGUUGGAAACUCUUGUGCAGAUACAGACGUGAAUCGCGCGAGGGUCAUCCAGGGAAACCACUUGGCCACCAUCUUAACCCACCUGCAGGACGAGAGCCUGAUACCCUUCACCAUCCCCGUGCUUUUCAACAUUCUUGUUGACUAUGAGCCUGCACAGCUGGCCGCUUCAGAGGCCAAUCUCAACCAACGCCUCAUCGCUCUCUUGUGCUCCCCAAACCUUGCCAACUUCGUUGUCUUCAUCCCCUAUUUCUGCAAAAUCCUCAUCUUGCUCACUUCUCAAGAGGGCGAAACAAGCCGCGCAAGCCCGAAUACCGUUGAAGUUGCCCUCAAGCUGGCCACGAGCGUGCCGUCACGAGACGACCUCGACGACUUCAUAUCUCUUGUCACCGUGGCGGCUGCUUACCUCUCCGAUGAGAAAUUCCAAGCUGCUUUAAUCCAGGGCCCUCUGCUGCAGCUUUUCCUUUCCACGUUUUACCACGCGCAUACUCACUUUAAUAUGAUCCAGGUUGAUGACGCCGACACGGCAGCGGCCCUGAAGAAGCUCUACGCCGCCCUCCUCAACGCUCUGGCAGACAUCACGGGCAACGACCUGUUUGUUUCGUGCCAUCCGUUGCAGAGCCAAGUUGCACAAACCUUUCUCGCUUGGCUUCAGAGCUCCAACCCGCAGCUGCAGACCGCGGGCUGCCUCGCUCUGGGCAAUCUCUCCCGCUCUGAUGAAGUUUCCACAGCUCUUGUUCAAAUCCAUUUCGCGCAUACCCCUUUGAUGAGACUCCUUUCGAACCCCGAAAUCGCCGACGCGCAGCUCCUUCACUCCGCCAUGUCCUUCUUGAAAAAUCUGGCCAUCCCAGCCCAGAACAAGCCGCUUCUCGGCAGUCUGCUGGACGUGGGCUGCAUACCGAGACUGCUUAGCCUGGAUACUUCCCCCCAGGUGCAGUUCACCGCCGUGUCUCUGACCCGACUGCUGGUCGUCAACUGUCCGCCCAACGUUGCCCGCGUGUGUGCCCCCCUGAGCGCAGACCCGGCCAGCCCAGCGCGCGAACGCUCAAGCGUCCACGGCAUUAUUGCACUAUACGAGCGCUCCGAUGCCGAGCCCACGAGGCUUGAAGCCGCCCGGGCUGUCGCUGCCAUAUGUCGUGUGCUUCACUCCAACCCGGUUGCGCCUUUGUUGCCGGACUGGGAGCCUCCGGUUGUCGAAAUCGAAGCAGACUCGUCCGGCGGCCCUGCAGAUGCUGAAAGUCAGCGACUGGAGUACUUUUAUAGCAAACAUGACGUCGCUAGGGUUCUUUCGUUCUUGAUCAGCCAGCAGAAAUGGCCGUCUCUUCGCUCGGAAGCGUGGUUCAUCUUCGCUCUCAUGUGUCGGUCCAAGGAGGGCAGUCGCGUCAUCAUCACGCUACUUCAAAUUCACAACACCAUGACAGAGCUCAUCAAAGCCAUCACUGGGAGAGAAACUCCCCUCAGCGACGUUGGAGGUGGCGAUGAUAUCGAGGGGGCGUUGUCUUCUGCUUCAGCUCCUGACGGCCAGAUCACGUCGAUGGCAGAUGGUCUGGGACUCGAGCCUCAGCAGGCAGAUCCUAAACAGCGGGAGAGCAUGAUCCGAGUGGAUCGGGAGAACGCCCUGGUGAUGUGCACGGAACUUCUCCGGACGUGGGGCAACCAACUACCUGGUUUGAGGCUGAGCAUCCUGCAAGAUCUGGUCAAGGAGGGCACGGAGAUUGUGGCGGCACAAAAGGCAGCAACAUUGUGA
Molecule: messenger RNA, 2061 nt
Organism: Trichoderma asperellum CBS 433.97
Lineage: Eukaryota; Fungi; Ascomycota; Sordariomycetes; Hypocreales; Hypocreaceae
Biological process (GO): positive regulation of GTPase activity
Cellular component (GO): cytosol
Molecular function (GO): guanyl-nucleotide exchange factor activity
Source: RefSeq, a predicted model, not a curated record